AUGUCGAACGACAACCUCCUCACCGACGAAUAUGUCGCCGAACUGCUGGCCAAAGAGGCAGACGACUGCUCGCUAAAGUACUCCAGCAUGGGCAUGGAUGCGUUCCGCACCGACAAGAAACCGGCAAACAUGCCCAAGCCAAACACCCGUUUUCUGCGCCACAUCAUCAAGGACACCAACACGCACAACAAGAACCUCCUCGCCAAGGAAGCCGCAGAGUCCCGCGCGCGGCUGAAGGAUCUCGAACACGCCGAGGAGAAGGAGAGGCGAAGGAAGGCGGGGCCGCAGGAUAUCCGCAGACGGCAGAUGGGCGACAUCAAGGCUAUUUUGGGCGACCGCAAGGAGAGGCCGAGCCGCGCAGAGCGCACCGACGAGAAGCCGCUGAAAGAUGACGACUCAUCGCCGCGCAGAAAACAUCACAGGGAACUGAGAAGCGAGUCGCCGGAACGUGGCACCAGCGGGAGACACCGCCGCAGUAGGAGGGAUGGGUCGGACACGGAGCGCGAUGACCGCCGACGGCACAAGAGCGACAGGCGGCGGUCACGCUCGCCCGCCGAGAAGUCUAGAAGACACCGUCACCGAUCGCCCCUUGGGGGCAAAGACUCGGCAUCGAAGUCGCACCGCGGCGACAAGGAGCGGGGCAGAGGCGAAACCGCGCAUGAUCUGAUAUUGAGAAGCCUACGCAGCCGAAAGGAGAGAAGCCGCGAAAGGCCACAGGGGGGAUUCUCCAUCAAAGGCAGCAGCCGUCGCACGACGCAGGAGCAGGGCUCUGCCACGGCCGCGUCCGAUUCGGACCCGUUGGACGAUUUCAUCGGCCCGGCUCCGCCAGAGCAAGUCCGUUCGCGGGGCCGCGGCGCGGCGUCGGGGACGUCGAGCAUCGACAAGCGUUUCGAGGCGGACUACGACCCCAAGGCGGACAUGGAGAUGGCGGACGACGGCGCGGGCGCGGAGAACUGGGAUGACGCCGUGGAGGCCUUUCGGGACCGGCAGAAGUGGCGGCAGAACCAGGAGCAGCGCAUGCGGGCGGCGGGGUACAGCGACGAGAUGAUCAAGAAGUGGAAGGAGGGCGGCGCCGGCGGCGAGCACAAGGACGAGCGGGACGUGCGGUGGGCCAAGGCCGGGGAGAAGCGGGAGUGGGAUCGCGGCAAGGAGGACGAGCCUACCGGGCUGUUUUCCGAGUUCAACUGA
Molecule: messenger RNA, 1188 nt
Organism: Colletotrichum spaethianum
Lineage: Eukaryota; Fungi; Ascomycota; Sordariomycetes; Glomerellales; Glomerellaceae
Exons: 2
Coding region: 1-1188 (395 amino acids)
Source: RefSeq, a predicted model, not a curated record